AAGCCAAAACAUUCCGAGCACAAGAACAACAAUAUCGACACUGUACAUAGAGUAUUAUGAUUGUAUAAAUUCUUCAACAGAUCAGAGAGUGGAUUAAUUUGUUUUUUAAAAACCUGUACAACAUCAACAUCACUUUCUUCUACAUAUUGAUAAUAAUUAUAAUGGAUAAAUUAUUUAAAUUAACAAAUGAUGAGUUGGAUAGUAUUAAUCUAGUACAAUAUAAAAAGAAACUUUAUCAAUUCUUUAAUGUCCAACAAAAUCCUCAUGAAAAAUCAGCAAUUGCUCUCCAUAUUGAAAGUGUAAUAUUACCAACCACACAAAAUGUAUUAAAUUAUCCUCCUAAACAUAUUGGAGAAAUUAUAACAGAAACACAAUUGAUAGAUCUGUGGAAGAGAAGAUUAUUAUGUUAUUUGUAUUUGUUUUAUGUGGAUAACAUUCAUCCAUUACUGUUUCAGAUUGUUCAUCAUUUGAAUUUCUCUAUGAAUUAUUCUUCAUCAAUGAGUUUGCAACAGAUAAUUUGGAGUGGAGCCCAACAUUUUCCUCCAGAAAGAAGAAAUUGCAUUCUUAUUGAACUUAAUUUACUAUUGAGAUUAGUUUCCCUUUCAUUUAAUAUCUCCUCCUCUUCUGAAUAUAUAGCUCUCCAUGAAAUUUCUGAAUAUGUUUCAGAAAUUAAUCUAAAUAAUCCUGAUAUACAAUGGUUGAAAAAAGCGACUCUAAAUUCACUUUUCUCAAGAGAAAAUAGUGAUGAAGUGUAUCUUUUCCAACAAAUUCAAUUCUUGGCAACAUCAACCCUUUUAGCCAAAGUUAAUGAAUUGAGAUUACAACAUGAUUUAUUUUCUCUGAAAGGGACAAAAAAUCAUGGAUUAUUCCCAAAGUUGCUUAAUGAUAAGCAAUUUCCAUCUCCUAGCAAGCCAACCUAUUUCAAUUCACCUCCCUUAUCUAAUUCAUUAGUUGGAUUUGAAGAAUCUUUAAAUAAUACUAUCACCAUAUCUCCACUUUCAAAGUUCGAGGCGAAAUUUUAUCGACCAACCCCACCACUUUUAGAAUUUAAUCCUGAUUACGAAUUUUUAUGGAUUAAUGAUGUCAAUACAUAUUCCACCACUAGUUUCACUAAUGAAAUGAAACAAAACACUGCAGAAUUUAAAUUAGAUCCUAAAUUAGAUAUUGAUAAUACUCAUCUAUUCUGUCUGUAUGAGCUAAACUCUACUAAUAAGGGAGGGUUUAUGAGCUCAAAUCACCAACGAAGUCAGCAACAAUCAUCAGUAAGCUCUUCCGAAACCUCUAAUUCCUCACAAUCUAGUAAUGAUGGUUUAGUACUAAUGAAGCGAGGAAAGACUACUCAAGAAAACGAAAUGAACGAGCUGUUUUCCAAGGCUUUCAAACAACAGCUUCAACCAGUGCAGAUCAAGUACUUGCUGCAAAACUUUGAUAAGCUUACCAUGUUAACAGAUUUACUGACUCCAAAUAGACUUACAGAUUUGGUAAAAAACAAUAGAGAAGUUGCAAGCAAAUGUCUUCAAGUAUUGAUACAUUCGAAUAAUAAGCGUUUGGAUGAAUAUCUUUCUGUUCUAGUAUCUAUUCCAGUAUCUCUACAAUUAUUGGAAGCUGUAAAUAAUCUGCUAAAUAAGACAGACAAAAUUACUACAGGGAUUUUCACCAAAAAUUUAGAAGAUUCCAACAGCUCUUCAUAUUUACACAUUCUUCUAAGGAAUUGUAUCACACACUGUAAUCAAUCCAUGCAAGAUCCUCCAUCUCAAACAAGAAAAGUAAGAUUAAUUUGUGUUUUCGUUCAAAGGCUUAUAAGAGAAGAAAUUCUAGUUGUAAACCAUGACGAUUUCAUAUUUAUGGAACUUCAAAGUUUCUGUAUCGAGUUUAUGAAAAUUAAGGAAGCAGCAGAUCUCUUCCAAUUACUGAAAGAAAAGAUCUAAUAAAAAUUUUCAGAACAACCU
Messenger RNA from Naegleria gruberi, 1949 nucleotides. RefSeq lists its product as uncharacterized. The transcript has a single exon. The coding region runs from base 162 to 1928 and encodes 588 amino acids. The record is from RefSeq and is a predicted model, not a curated record. NCBI's taxonomy places the organism in Eukaryota, Heterolobosea, Eutetramitea, Acrasida, Naegleriidae. Gene Ontology annotation, cellular component: CCR4-NOT complex. Gene Ontology annotation, biological process: negative regulation of translation; mRNA catabolic process.